This is a messenger RNA of Radiomyces spectabilis, 1107 nucleotides long. Its product is annotated as camp-dependent protein kinase 9. NCBI's taxonomy places the organism in Eukaryota, Fungi, Mucoromycota, Mucoromycetes, Mucorales, Radiomycetaceae. Bases 1 to 1107 code for a protein of 368 amino acids. Gene Ontology annotation, biological process: peptidyl-serine phosphorylation. Gene Ontology annotation, cellular component: nucleus; cAMP-dependent protein kinase complex. The transcript is spliced from 7 exons. Gene Ontology annotation, molecular function: cAMP-dependent protein kinase activity; ATP binding. The record is from RefSeq and is a predicted model, not a curated record.
AUGAAGCAAUCCUUACCGCCCAACCAUCCCUUGGCUGGGUUAAUGCAUUCAUCUCCGCCAAGUGCAGCCGCCCUGUAUCAACAACAACAAAUGAACCGCUUACAUUAUUAUCAUACCCGACCGCCCGUUUAUGUCAGCAAACCUUCCUUUGGUUUGAAGGAUUUUGAACUGCUCGAUACUCUAGGAACGGGUACCUUUGGUCGUGUGCACCUUACCAAAUUCAAACAGACCAACAAAUACUACGCUAUGAAAGUGCUCAAGAAAUCCGAAGUGAUUCGAUUAAAACAAGUCGAACAUCUUUUGUCAGAAAAGCAAAUAUUAGCGUCCGUUCGUUUUCCCUUCAUCGUGGAUCUAUUUUGUACCUUUCAAGACGACGUGAAUUUGUACAUGUUAUUAGAGUAUGUGGUUGGUGGCGAGCUAUUUUCGCAUCUACGGCGCGCCGGUCGCUUUACGAACGAUAUGACUCGAUUUUAUGCUUCAGAAAUCGUAUUAGCCAUUGAAUAUCUGCAUUCAAAAGAUAUUAUUUACCGAGAUUUGAAGCCGGAGAACUUGCUCGUCGAUCAUCAAGGUCACAUCAAAAUUACCGAUUUCGGAUUCGCCAAAAAGGUGGUGGAUCGAACAUGGACAUUGUGCGGUACCCCUGAAUAUCUGGCACCCGAAAUUAUUCAGAGUAAAGGUCACGGAAAGGCCGUCGAUUGGUGGGCACUUGGCAUCCUUAUUUUUGAAAUGCUGGCAGGAUACCCUCCUUUCUUUGACGACAAUUCGUUUGGCAUUUACGAAAAGAUCCUUGCGGGCAAAGUACAAUUUCCGGCCCAUUUUGAUCCACUGGCCAAGGAUUUACUAAAGCGGCUGCUAGUGGGUGAUCGAAGCAAACGAUUAGGCAAUCUCAAGGGAGGCUCGGAGGAUGUGAAACGGCACAAAUGGUUUAGAGGUGUUGACUGGCUAGGUUUACUGGACAAGAACGUGCUGGCACCGAUUGUUCCGCCUUAUCAUCAUCCUGGUGAUACCGGUAAUUUUGAAAAAUAUCCAGAAACUGUGGAGAUCGAGACCGAUGUUCACACGGGCGAGGAUCCGUACAAGCAUUUGUUUGUGGAUUUUUCAUCUUGA